ACAGAACAGCAGAAUGGAAAAUAUGCUACUUUGGUUGAUAUUUUUCACUCCCGGGUGGACACUCAUUGAUGGAUCUGAGACGGAACAGGAUUUUAUGUGGCACUUGAGAAAAGUACCCCGGAUUGUCAGCGACAAGACCUUCCAUCUCACCAGCCCCACAUUUGAGGCGGAUGCCACGAUGGCGGUAAAUAGAGUGUGUGGCAUUGAAUGCCAGAAAGAACUCCCCGCUCCCAGCCUUUCCGAGCUGGAGGAUUAUCUUUCAUAUGAGACUGUCUUUGAGAAUGGCACCCGAACCUUAACCCGGGUGAAAGUACAGGAUCUGGUCCUCGAGCCGACUCCAAAUACCACCGCAAGAGGAGCAUCUGUCAGGAGAAAGAGACAGGUGUACGGCACCGACAGCAGGUUCAGCAUCUUGGACAAAAGGUUCUUAACCAAUUUCCCCUUCAGCACAGCCGUGAAGCUCUCCACAGGCUGCAGCGGCAUUCUCAUUUCCCCUCAGCACGUUCUCACAGCGGCCCACUGUGUUCACGAUGGAAAGGACUACGUCAAAGGGAGUCAAAAGCUAAGGGUAGGAUUGUUGAAGAUGAGAAAGAAAGGUGGUGGCAAGAAACGUCGAGGUUCUAAGAGGAGCAGGAGAGAAGCUAAUGGUGGUGACCAAAGAGAGGGCACCAAGGAGAACCUGCAGGAGCCAGCCAAGGGUGGAAGGAGAAGAAAAGCAUCUGGCCGGGGUCGGAGGGUGGCUGAAGGGAGGCCCUCCUUCCAGUGGACCCGGGUCAAGAACACCCACAUUCCCAAAGGCUGGGCAAGAGGAGGGAGGGAGGACGCGGCCUUGGACUAUGACUAUGCCCUUCUGGAGCUGAAGCGCGCUCACAGGAAGAAAUACAUGGAACUAGGCGUCAGUCCAGCCAUCAAGAAGCUGCCUGGUGGAAUGAUCCACUUCUCAGGAUUUGAUAACGAUAGGGCUGAUCAGUUAGUCUACCGGUUUUGUAGCGUGUCUGAUGAAUCCAGCGAUCUCCUCUACCAAUACUGCGACGCCGAGUCGGGCUCCACCGGUUCCGGAAUCUACCUGCGUCUGAAAGAUCCAGACAAAAAGAAUUGGAAGCGCAAAAUCAUUGCCAUCUAUUCAGGCCACCAGUGGGUGGAUGUCAACGGUGUUCAGAAGGACUACAACGUCGCCGUGCGCAUCACUCCCCUCAAAUACGCCCAGAUCUGCCUCUGGAUUCACGGGAAUGAUGCCAAUUGUGCCUACGGCUAACAGAGCCUAAAACGGGGUUGUGUCCUCGAAAUCGCAGAGAAAACCACAUCUGAUUAUUGUAGUGAGAUUACUUCACAGGUUAUGCCUGGACUUUGAACCCUAUCAAUAGCAUUCCACAUUUUUACAAUUUUAUUUUUUUCAAAAUUAGAAGAGUUACAUAUUUUAAAAAUGUUUAGGUACAGAUGUUGAAACUAGAUGGGCACUUUCGUACCAAGUAUAUACUCUUAGAUACAUGGCGAUCAUUUACGGGGAAAUUUUUGUUUCCUUCUGCCUUCUUAAAAAUUAGACACUUUAAAACUUCAAACUGGUGCUAGAAAUAAUAUGUGAUUUCUCAGUGGACUUA
Propithecus coquereli (Coquerel's sifaka) is the source of this 1598-nucleotide messenger RNA. RefSeq names its product protease, serine, 35 (gene PRSS35). The record is from RefSeq and is a predicted model, not a curated record. Lineage: Eukaryota; Metazoa; Chordata; Mammalia; Primates; Indriidae. The coding region runs from base 14 to 1255 and encodes 413 amino acids. The transcript has a single exon. Gene Ontology annotation, molecular function: serine-type endopeptidase activity. Gene Ontology annotation, biological process: proteolysis.